This is a messenger RNA of Tuber melanosporum (Perigord truffle), 945 nucleotides long. RefSeq lists its product as uncharacterized. NCBI's taxonomy places the organism in Eukaryota, Fungi, Ascomycota, Pezizomycetes, Pezizales, Tuberaceae. The coding region runs from base 121 to 723 and encodes 200 amino acids. The record is from RefSeq and is a predicted model, not a curated record. The transcript is spliced from 2 exons.
GCGGAGAAAGUUCGAUAGUCUAUCAUCCUCCCUUCCUUCUUGGCCUGCUGGUUUUUAAAGACAACACCUGGACAGCUCCAAAUCACCACACCGGUACAUCAAACAAUAGCACCAUCAAAAAUGGCUUUCCAGAAGCUCGCGAUCCCCCUCAUACUGACCCUCUAUUGCGCCCUCCUGGCCAGCGCUUCCUCCCUCCGCCGCCGCCAAAACUGCAUCGUGAACCCGAUCCUCUACACCAGCUUUGACGAAACCCUGACCCUCUCCGUCCAAAACAAGUCCCACCCACUACACAACCGAGCGAUAUACUACACGCCCCUUGGAGACUCAACCACGGGACCAGUCGAGCACGCGCUGACCGUCUACCGAAGCAGCCCCCUCCCUCCCGCUGCCUUCCGCCUGACCUCGCAGAAACUCUACCACGCCCCGCCCCUCGGCGUGCCAGAGCAGAUUCCGGUGUACACCAGACCGAGUGGAUAUAGCGGCCUCGAUGAAGUCUAUUUCCCGGCCACGCUGCCGAGCGAGGAGCCAAAGGUGCUGUGGAGCGGGUAUCCAGGGUGUGAUCCGGACACCAAUGCCCCUCAGUUGGAAUUGGGGCCCGACGGGAAUAUGAAGGUCUGCGCGAAACCUCAAGGAGAUGAUUGGAGAAUUUAUGUACAGAGUGGGUCCGGACAAGUGGAGGAUUGUGUGCUGUCUGUCAUCAAGCUCGUUAAGAAUCCCACUUAAGCGUGAGCCCGAACUCUCAGUUAAAAGAUUGGGUCGGAUAUUUGAAUCAAUGGGGAUGUGAUGCGGUCACUUGUUUGUUUGGCUUAGAUACUUUUUUUUUUCUUUUUCGCAUUGUUCCGUCUUUCUUUCUUUGACCAAUUUUCGUGGUCUACAGAUUGGAUGUCUAGACAAUGAGGCGGGUGUGUGCGGGUGUGUACUGUACGGGUGCAAAUAAGAUUUUUG